Molecule: messenger RNA, 1792 nt
Organism: Marmota monax (woodchuck)
Lineage: Eukaryota; Metazoa; Chordata; Mammalia; Rodentia; Sciuridae
Product: cylicin-1-like
Exons: 4
Cellular component (GO): acrosomal matrix; nucleus
Molecular function (GO): structural constituent of cytoskeleton
Source: RefSeq, a predicted model, not a curated record
ACAAGACGUGAACAUCACAACAUAUGCUAAUACCAUUCCAAUCAGUGAAACUAGUGGAAAAUCAUGGAAUCAAGAACACUUUGCUUGGACAUUUCCCAGACCAUCCAUGCCAAGUAGAAAAGAGAAAGCAAGACCUUCAGAAUUACAAAUCACAGUUUCUAGGCAAGACCAAAGAAAACUAGAGGAAGGUCAGAAGCCAGCUCAUAUAUGGAUAAGGCAUUCUUUUAGAAAAAUUUUUCAAAGGCCAUCCAUUUACCUAGCUAUCGGGAUACAGGCUCCAUUCAGACAUCAUUAUAAUCCCAAAACCCGUGAUAUAAGGGCAGAAAUUAAAACGUCAAAAGAUGUUAAAAAUAGAACAAUUUUAGAGAAUUAUUCCAAGAAAGAAACAGGCCCAUAUGUAGCAAAUCCAGAAUCCAAGAAAAUAGUAAAAGAUGAUAAGCCUAAAAGAAUAAGUAAAGGAGAUAAAACUCCAUCAAAAACAUCAUUUGAAAGUGAAAUAUUUAAGAAAUCAAAAUCCAAAUCAGAAAAAAAUCCAGAAUUCAAAUAUUCUAAGUUAGGCUCUAAAACAUAUUCAAAUAAAGAUAUGAAGAAUACAAUGAAUUCCAAGAAGAGAGAUACUGAAUCCACAUACUCAAGAAACAAUCCAAAGAAAGACUCUAAGGUGAUCUUAAAGAAGAAUUCUGAUGGCAAAUCAGAGACUUGCUCAAUAAAUAUUUCAAAUGUAGAUUUAAUUAUGUAUUUGGAGGAGAUUGUUACUAAAUUCAUGGAUGUCAAUACAUGGUCAAAGAAUUAUUCACAGAACAAUUCAAAGAAAGAUGCAAAGAAGGAAAAAAAGGAGGGGAAAAAGAAGGGCGGAAAGAAAGGCUCUGAUGCAGAAUCUGAAGACUCAAAAGAUGCAAAGAAGAAGGAUAAGAAAGGUGGAAAGAAGGAUAAGAAGAAGGAUUCAAAGAAGGACACAGAGUCUACUGAUGCUGAAUCUGAAGAGUCAAAAGAUGCAAAGAAAGAUGAUAAGAAGGAUAAGAAAUCAAAGAAAGGUGACAAGAAGAAGAAUUCAAAGAAGGACACAGAGUCCACUGAUGCUGAAUCUGAAGAGUCAAAAGAUACAAAGAAAGAUGAUAAGAAGGAUAAGAAAUCAAAGAAAGGUGACAAGAAGAAGGAUUCAAAAAAAGAUGCAGCCUCUACUGAGGAGUCUGAAUCUGAAGGGGAUACCAAAAAAGGUAAAAAGAAGGGCAAGAAAGAUGCCAAAAAGAAGAAGGAUGCAGGAUCUACUGAUGCUGAUUCUGAGUCUGAAGGGGAUACCAAAAAAGGUAAAAAAGGUGAAAAGAAGGGCAAGAAAGAUGCCAAAAAGAAGAAGGGUGAAGAGUAUACUGAAAGUGAGACUGAUGCAGAGGCAAUAGAUGGUAAGAAAGGUUCAAAGAAAGAGUCCAAGGAUGCAAAGAAGGAAAUAGAGUCUACUACGGAUGACUCUGAUAAAUCACUAAAUAAACAGGAUUCUAAAAAGAUAACUGAGGACUCAGAUGCCACUUCCACAGAUUCAAGGAAGGCACCAACAGACCUGAAGAGAGGUGGAUCCAGAAUGUCAUCCAAAAAGACUACUUUCCAAGAAAAAGAGAAGCAAACAAUUUCAGGUAGAGUUCCUCCAACAAGAGAAAGACCACCACUCCCUCCUUGUGAGCCUUUUUUACCAUCACCUAAAGUGAAACGUGUCUCUCAGUGCAAGAUGCCUCCUCCACCUCCAAAACAAAGAUAUGCUCCUUUGCCUGAAGCAAAGUGGAUUCAUAAGCUGCUUUAA